Vitis riparia (riverbank grape) is the source of this 2168-nucleotide messenger RNA. RefSeq names its product heat shock factor protein HSF8. The record is from RefSeq and is a predicted model, not a curated record. Gene Ontology annotation, cellular component: nucleus. Gene Ontology annotation, biological process: regulation of transcription by RNA polymerase II. NCBI's taxonomy places the organism in Eukaryota, Viridiplantae, Streptophyta, Magnoliopsida, Vitales, Vitaceae. Gene Ontology annotation, molecular function: DNA-binding transcription factor activity; RNA polymerase II cis-regulatory region sequence-specific DNA binding.
CUCGUGACCGUACAACUACCCUCUCUUUCUCGCUCUAAAAUCUCUCUCUCUCUCUCUAAUCUAGGGUUUCUGUUCGCACCAAUGGCGUGCAUUUCCACUCCCCCCAAACCCUAGAAUUCUCAACCUUUUUCAAUAUCUCUUUCUGCAAUCUAGGAUUGAUGUUCGCUGUCGCUAUUUGAAAGUCGCCGCCGAAAUGGAGGGAGCAAGCGGCAGUAGCAGCGCCGUGAAUAGUGGUGGUGGUCCGCCUCCUCAUCCGAUUCCGAAUUCGAAUGCGCCGCCACCGUUCCUUAGCAAGACCUACGAUAUGGUCGAUGAUCCUGGCACUAAUUCGAUCGUGUCCUGGAGUCCAACCAACAAUAGCUUCGUGGUUUGGAACCCUCCCGAGUUCGCAAGAGACCUUUUACCGAAGUACUUCAAGCACAACAAUUUUUCGAGCUUUGUGAGGCAGUUGAACACAUAUGGAUUCAGGAAGGUUGAUCCAGACCGUUGGGAAUUUGCAAAUGAGGGAUUUUUGAGGGGUCAAAAACACCUAUUGAGGAAUAUAAAUCGGCGAAAACCUGCCCAUGGACAUAAUCUUCAACAGCCACAGCAAUCACAUUCACAGGGUUCAUCAGUUGGAGCUUGUGUAGAGGUGGGCAAGUUUGGGUUGGAGGAAGAGGUAGAAAGGCUUAAAAGGGACAAAAAUGUGCUUAUGCAGGAACUUGUUAGGUUGAGGCAACAGCAACAGACAACUGAUAACCAGUUGCAGACCAUGGUGCAGCGCCUUCAGGGAAUGGAGCAGCGACAACAACAAAUGAUGUCUUUCCUGGCAAAGGCUGUGCAGAGCCCUGGCUUUUUGGCGCAGUUUGUACAGCAGCAAAAUGAGAGCAACAGACGCAUAACUGAGGCCAACAAGAAACGGAGGCUCAAGCGGGAAGAUAUUGCUGAGGGUGAGCAUUCUGCUGCUCCUUCUGAUGGCCAGAUUGUUAAGUACCAGCCAUUAAUGAAUGAGGCCACUAAAGCAAUGCUCAGGCAGAUGGUGAAAAUGGAUACUUCUGCCUUUAGCAACGAUUCUGAUAAUUUCUUGAUUGGUGAUGUUUCCUCAUCAUCCAAUGGAGUUGAGAAAGGGGGCUCUUCAACCUGUGUAUCGGGUGUGACUCUUCAAGAGGUCCCACCAACUUCUUUGCCAGUUGCUUCGGGAGUUCCAAGUCAUGACCCCUCAGCUCCUAUAUCUGAAAUUCAAUCUCCCCCAGAUAUAUGCGCACUGGUUGGGGCACAAGAAGCAGUGCCCAUCUCUAUUGCCCAGCCAGAUGUAAUAUUGCCCGAGUUAUCUCAAAUACCAGAAAUGUUGCCGAAAAGUAUUGUGGACAUUCACAAAGAUGAUUAUGUGGGACCCCAAUCAGGGAAUGUUGAAUUCAUGGAUCCUAUUUCAUUGGGAAUUGAUGGAGCAAUGCCGAUAGAUAUCGACAACAUCUCUGCUGAUCCUGACAUAGAUGCCUUGCUAGAUGCAAGUUCUAACUUUUGGGAGGACCUCCUUGUGGACAAUGAUGAGGUUGAAUCAACUCCACUUGAGGACACUACCAAGGGAAAUGAAAUGCAGCCAUCAGAAAAUGGAUGGGACAAAGCGCAGCAUAUGGCAAAGCUUACAGAACAGAUGGGCCUUCUUACAUCGGAUGCAAAAAGGAUUUGAUCUUUGUUCACGUGUACAUUAGGUAAACCCUGGAAUCAAAGCUAAUCUAGGCUUUAUAAUCGUGUCAUGGUCUUUUGUUGCCAAUAUUGAGGGGAGCCAAAAACCUUGUUUAGCCUUUCUCCAUGGUUUUAAAGCUAAUCUAGGCUUUAUAAUCGUGUCAUGGUCUUCUUAUAUGCCAAUAUUGAGGGGAGCCAAAAACCUUGUUUAGCCUUUCUCCAUGGUUUUGUUUUGCACAUACGGGUGGGGACCUAGUUUCCAUUUUUACCUAAAAUUUUCCCCGCCUGCGUUGGUGCAAAGUCUCAACUGAACUCAAAGGGGCUUUUCAGCUGUGCUAUGUGUAAUCCUUAGGACAGGUUGAUGCUGUGCUUCAGGUAGAUGCAGCAUUUAAUUAGAAUUGUUGUUUGUUCUUCUUGUAGUCCUUACAUUUUGGUUUAAUUUCUCAUCUGUAAAUACCUUUUUUUUUUUUUUUUAAUGAUUAUGUGAAAACCCUUUUGAAUAA